AUAGUAUGUCUUCUUGGACUCAAAAUGUGACUGAAGAGUCAAGAUGACACAUUAACUUGUUAAUUUAGGGACCUAUGAAUUAUGAUGCACCAAAACAAAAUCAAGAACUUCCCAUAUGCUCAAAUUCAAGCAAAAUUCCCUCUUCAGGCGAUUCUUCAACUCAUAUCUUCAGCCUUCCACAACUUCACAAACAACCAACUACAUAAACUGUUGUUUGGACUCUUUUCUGUCUCAUCAAUUCUUACCUUCGCAAUCUCUCCUCCCAUCACACGCUAUCGUUAUCAUUUCUGGAAAUAACAACAAUGUGUUCAUCGCAUCAAAGCUCAUCUCACUCUACGCUUCUCUUUCUAGACCCGAAUUAUCUACCAAAGUCUUUGAUUCAAUUCAUUGCAAGAAAGACUCUUUUCUCUGGAAUUCCAUCAUCAAAUCUCACUUUUCAACCGGGAAUUAUCAAACAGCACUUGGGUUUUUUCUGGGUAUGCGAAAUUCCAACACUUUACCUAAUAAUUUCACUAUUCCAAUGGUUGUUUCUCUUUGUGCUGAGAUUUUGGCAUUUGAUUAUGGAGUUUUGAUUCAUGGGUUAGCUGUGAAAUUAGGUGUUUUUGGUGGGAACUCUGCUAUUGGGUCUUCUUUUGUGUUUUUGUACUCGAAAUGUGGUUGUAUGAAGGAUGCAUAUAAGGUGUUCGAUGAAAUGUCUGUGAGAGACGUGGUUGCUUGGACCGCGCUUAUAAUUGGGUAUUUGCAGAAUGGUGAUAGUCGUAAGGGUUUGGAAUGUAUUUGUGUGAUGCAUAACAUUGGUGAGGAGGGUGUAAGGCCGAAUUAUCGAACCCUUGAAGGAGGAAUUCAAGCCUGUGGAAAUAUAGGGGAUUUGAAAGAAGGGAAAUGUUUGCACGGGUUAGCUAUAAAGAUUGGAUAUGGGUUUUGUCAAGAUGUUCAAUCAUCACUCUUGUCCAUGUAUUCAAAAUGGGGUACCCUUGGUGAAUCUUGUCAAUUGUUUGGUGAAGUUAGAGAUAAGGAUCUUUUGUGUUGGACAUCGAUCAUCGCAGCUUAUGCAAGGGUCGGGUGUGUUACCGAAUGCUUAAGCUUAUUUUCGCAAAUGCAAGAUAGUGGAGUAUUUUUGGAUGAAAUUGUUGUUUGCUGUGUGCUUUCGUCAUUUGGGGAUUCGAUUAGGGUUCAUCAAGGAAAGGCCUUUCAUGGACUGAUAAUGAGGAGAAAUUAUGGACUAAACCAAGUUGUCCACAGGGCAUUGAUUUCGAUGUACUGUAGAUUUGGAAUGUUAGCAAUUGCAGAAAGGAUUUUUGAUACACUAAUGGAGAGGAAUUCAGAGACUUGGAACUUGAUGGUGUUUGAAUUUGGUAAAGGAGGACUGUGGAAAAAGUGUGUAGGUCUUUUCCGAGAAAUGUUAGAUCAAGGGGUUAAUUGUGAUUCCAAUAGCCUCAUCUCUGUUAUUUCUUCAUGUUUACAGUUGGGAACAAUUCAUCUUGGAAAAUCAAUACAUUGUUAUGUCAUUAAGUCUCGACUUGAUGAUCAAGUUUCAGUUUCCAAUUCGCUAAUAGAUUUCUAUGGAAAAUGUGGCAAGCUAGACAUUGCAAAGAGCAUCUUCGGAAGGAUACGAAGAGAUAUAGUAACAUGGAAUACAUUGAUUUGCGCUUAUGCUUACAAGGGACAGUUAUCCCAGGCUAUAGCACUAUUUGACCAAAUGAUAUUCGAAGGAUCACAUCCGAACUCAGCAACAUUAGUCACUGUUCUGUCGGCUUGCUCUCGUAUAGCAUUGUUAGAGAAGGGAAUCAAGAUUCACAACUACAUCAGAGAAUUGGGGUUUGAGUUAGAUAUAUCACUUGCAACAGCAUUAGUUGACAUGUAUGGGAAAUGUGGGCAGCUUGAAAAGGCAAGGGAUAUUUUUGAUUCCAUGAAUGAAAGAGAUGUAAUCGCUUGGAAUGUGAUGAUCUCUUGUUAUGGCAUUCAUGGAGAUGCAAUUUCUGCACUUGAUGUUUUCAAACAGAUGGAAAAAUCUAGUGUCAGGCCAAAUGAACUGACCUUUCUAGCUAUUUUAUUGGCUUGUAGUCAUGCAGGCCUUACUGAAGAGGGAAAAUAUUUCUUUUACAAAAUGCAUGAAUACUCUUUGACACCCACUUUGAAGCAUUAUGCUUGCAUAGUAGAUCUUCUGGGGAAGUCAGGAAAUCUGCAGGAAGCGGAAGAUAUAGUUAUGUCAAUGCCGAUUACACCUGAUGGUGGUCUUUGGGGGGCCUUGUUAAGUGCUUGUAAAAUUUACAAUGAAGUAGAGAUUGGAUUAAGGAUCGCGAAGCAUGCUCUCAAGGCAGAUCCAGAGAAUGAUGGAUAUUAUGUAACCAUAUCGAAUUUAUUGGAUUCCACUGGAAAGUGGGAAGAGGCAGAGAAGUUCAGGAAGCUGAUGAAGAAAAAAGGAGUGAGCAAAAGACUUGGUUGGAGUUCAUCGUAGAUUUUAGGAGCAAUCACGUUACUUAUGUGGGUAUAGGCCUACAGGGUAUCUGGUAACAAACCAAGGAGUUGUGUUCUGCAUGAUGAAUGAUCUUCUUCUGCCAGCCUUGAAGCUUUCUUUGAGUAAGAGAAAGACAAGCUGGAUACUUCUACCGACUUGUGAUUGAUUGCCACUCAAAUAUUGGUGAACACACAAGCGAAGCAAUUACUUCAAGUUGCAAAAGGGACUGUCAUGAACAUACAGGCUUUACUGAUGGAAAAUAUUAAGAGCUGGAAUUCUGAAAGUUGAAAGACUACUCUGGUGCUUUUUUUUUUCAUUAUUAUGUUCUAUAUGUCUAUCAUCGAGGAAUUCUGAAAGUUGAAGAUUACUCAGGUUCUGUGUCUACCUUCAUCAAGGCGGUCAGGGUUCAGGAAAUCUGACAGUUGAAAGACUACUCAGUUAGAAGUUGACAGGUGAAGUUGGCGAGAGGAAGGAUUAGAGGAGGGCACAUUCUUUUUUUGUUUAAAGGGAAUAGGGCACAUUCUUAUUAGAGUCCAUCUAAUUGGUCUUCGGCGAUUGGCAAGGACUCAACUUUAGAUGCAACAUCUGGAGUGGAUUAAGUCACUGGUUAAACCAUGGAAGAUAGUCAGGAAAGUGGAGCCUUUUUGUCCUCCUUGAGCGUUCUUGAUUGCUCUUCUGCCAGCUCCAUCAAGGAGUUUAGCGUUACGGUCCUCAGUGCAAAAUCAUCAUCAAUGACAGUGAGCCAAGUGAAUAGCUUUCCCCUGGUGUUUUGUUUUAAAGGUGAAUCGCCAACAAGUUCAGACUGCCCAUGAUGUGGCUCAACUCUGUGCCCGAACUUGUUCGCAAUUCACUACUGAUUAUUUUAAUAUCCUUUAGUCCUUUACUUUUGUCUCUCCACCAUUGUCAAAAAAAAAAAAAAGAAAAAAAAAAAGACAGUGAGCCAAGUGAAAGUUCAAUUAUAAUAUGAAAGAAGCGGUGAAGCCUCAGUGAUAGCAAGUGCUAGAUAAGAGAAUUUUAUCUCUACAUGUAGCAUGAUGCUACUCUUAUCAUGUAAGUGGAGAACCUAAUGACCAAGUAUAAUUGGAUGGAAAAAUCAUUUUUGAGAUCCAUUCAUAAUAUAUAGAUCUUACACCAUUCAUACACUAUGUUUCACCGUCACAAUUUUUACAUAGGAAAAAUUGUGUCAUGUGCAUCUUGUUAAGUUUAUUUUUAUAUAUACUUUAAAUUCAAUGUCACCUUUUAUAAAAGAUAAUUAAAUAUAUAAAUAGUUAAAAUUAUACAUUGACAAGCGUAAAAACUCGUAUAUUACAAUUUUAAAAAAUAAGUAAAAAGAAACGGGGACUAAGAAUUAGCAACAUGAGAGGAAAAGCAAAAUAAAGUGAAGCAGACUGACUAAUGAGAAGACGAAAGGAUUAGCAACAAAAGAGAGAGGAAAAGCAAAAUAAAGAGAAGCAGACUGACAAUCAACAAUAUGCUUGACUUUACUACAAGUCUACAACCAAAAAGAACUAUUACAAAUACAAAAGGAUCAAUACAACAACCAUUCAAUUCUUUUGCAGAAAUAUUUUAUUAAUUUGCUUCCCAAAAAACUGGGGAAUUACAUAAAUCCUUCCAAGUACUCUGUACCCAAGAAAAAUGGUAAUCUAAGCUGUAGAAUCCACUUAGCAGAAACAGUAACAAAUAUGAAAACAAAAUUUAAAAAAAGAAGGGAGGAUAUGAAAAGAGAGGAGGAAAAAGGAAAAACAAAUCUGUUUUUUUUUAUAAAGAGUAUAGGGCUAAAAUUACACCUUGAAAAAGAGCCAAGCAUGUCAUACAACACUCUCCUGCCAUUACCACCAGCUGAGACCUGAACAUGCUUCGCUCAUGUACACUCGAUAUUAAGGGAGCAAGAAGUCAAAAAGAUGGGAAGAACAAAGCGAAGAAGGAUGCAAUGAAAGGAAUUCAGCAAGAGAAAUCCCCGUCUCCUAGAUAUAAUGAAGUAUUGAUCUUAACUUUCUGAGAAGUUGGAACUUUGGGAUAAAACAUGAGAAUGGGCCUAAGAUCAGUAUGCAAAGAAAUAUGACAUGUGCUGAUGUGCAUCUAACUACACCUUACUGCUCUGGGGCGCAUUGCUGCUCUUCUCAGUUGCCACUACAUCUUUACAACUCUCGUCUAAAUGGAGAGUUUGAUCUAAUCUGUCAGAUAUAUUAUUCAAUAUCUCACCAGUACGAGGUUCAGAAACACUGGGCUUUGGUUUGGCUUGCUGCCGAUUCUU
Messenger RNA from Beta vulgaris subsp. vulgaris (sugar beet), 4712 nucleotides. Its product is annotated as pentatricopeptide repeat-containing protein At4g39952, mitochondrial. NCBI's taxonomy places the organism in Eukaryota, Viridiplantae, Streptophyta, Magnoliopsida, Caryophyllales, Amaranthaceae. The transcript has 4 exons. The record is from RefSeq and is a predicted model, not a curated record. Gene Ontology annotation, biological process: RNA modification. Gene Ontology annotation, molecular function: RNA binding; protein binding. The coding region runs from base 116 to 2458 and encodes 780 amino acids.